Rotaria socialis is the source of this 1335-nucleotide messenger RNA. The record is from the annotation of a GenBank genome assembly. NCBI's taxonomy places the organism in Eukaryota, Metazoa, Rotifera, Eurotatoria, Philodinida, Philodinidae.
AUGUCGAGUAAAAUAGUUCGUAUUGGUGUUUGUCAAUUGAAUUGUCGGGAUGAUAAAAAUAUUAAUUUCAAAAUUGGAGAAGAAUUAAUUAAACAAGCAAAAAAAGAAGAAGCCAAAAUUGUAUUUUUUCCUGAAGGAUUUGAUUUUAUAUGUGAAUCAAAAUCAUUAACACUUGAAAAAGCAGAAACAAUUGAUGGCCCAAUUAUCAAUGGUUAUAGAAGAUUAGCAAAAGAAAAUCAAUUAUGGAUUUCAUUAGGUGGUUUUCAUCAACGAACAGAAGUUGAAGAUCGAAUAUUAAACAGUCAUUUAAUAAUAAAUGAUCGAGGUGAAAUCGUUAGCCAUUAUUCAAAAAUACACUUAUUUGAUGUUCAAGCUGGUUCUUUAAGGAUUCAAGAAUCAGAUUAUACACAAGCUGGCUCAUCAAUUAUUAAACCGAUUGAAACACCGGGUGGAAGAAUUGGCCUUGGAAUUUGUUAUGAUCUUCGUUUUCCUGAAUUUGCUCGACUAUUAACAGUUUCGCCUGAAGAUGGUGCACAAAUUCUAACAUAUCCAAGUGCUUUUACUAAACAUACUGGAGAAGCUCAUUGGGAGAUAUUACUUCGUUCUCGUGCUAUUGAAAAUCAAUGUUUUGUUGUUGCUGCUGCUCAAGUUGGUUUUCACAAUACUAAGCGUGAAUCUUAUGGACAUUCUUUAGUUGUUGAUCCAUGGGGAAAAAUUCUUUUGGAUAUGAAUUUGGAUUCGCCAUCAAUUCGAACAAUUGAUCUUGAUCUUUCAUAUAUUGAACAAGUUAGAGAAAAAAUGCCAAUAAUUCAACAUCGUCGAAAAGAUUUAUAUACAUUAAUAUCAUCAACAAACAUAGCUGUACCAAUCAAGAAUAUCAAUAAUGAAAAAAUUCGUUGGGGUCAAUUAGAAAUAACAGCAAGUCAAAUUUUUUUUCGUUCAACAUUAAGUAUAGGUUUAGUUAAUAAAAAACCUAUUGUACCCGGACAUGUACUUGUAUCACCAAUUCGAUGUGUCGAACGAUUUUCUCAAUUAUAUCCUGAAGAAAUAAAUGAUUUAUUUUUAUCUACACAAUUAGUUUCAACAAAAAUUGAAGAAUUCUAUCAAGGAAAAUCAUUAAGUAUUGCUAUACAAGAUGGAGAAUAUGCAGGACAAACUGUUAAACAUGUUCAUGUUCAUAUUCUUCCUCGAAAGCCGUCUGAUUUUGAAGAAAAUGACACUAUUUAUCAUGAGUUGGCUCAUCAUGAUAAAAAAGCAAAAGGCUGGAGAAGUGACGAUGAAAUGGCUCAAGAAGCAAAAUUGCUUCGAAAAUUAUUCUAUAGAGAUAUAGAAUAA